AUGCUGGGAUCUGCGAGUCCAAGUGCCUUCCUGCGCCUAGCUACCUUCCUUGCUGACGAUCAUUACGCGUUCCUCUCGCAGCUCACCCUUGACAAGAUAGCAAGGGUCCUCAAAUCCUUAACCCAAGCUACGAAAUCCAGGGAAUCUAUUUCCCGGACCACAAAGCAUGCGCUCAUUGUCGUGGAUCUCGUCCUGAAAAAUUCGGGUCAAUUGCCUCUGGUCGGACCACGAGAAUGUCCUAACGGCGACCGUAUAUCCCGGCUUUAA
This is a messenger RNA of Histoplasma capsulatum G186AR, 267 nucleotides long. RefSeq lists its product as uncharacterized. The transcript has 2 exons. Bases 1 to 267 code for a protein of 88 amino acids. The record is from RefSeq and is a predicted model, not a curated record. Lineage: Eukaryota; Fungi; Ascomycota; Eurotiomycetes; Onygenales; Ajellomycetaceae.